GUAUACUAUUAUAAUCCAUAAAAAUCUGUGUCUUGAAUAUCUGUGAUAGAGCUGGAAUGCAAAAAGCGUUUUAAAGCGGAGGAUCACAUGACUGUACAUAUUGAUAUCGUGUUAUGAUAAUGUCCAUUUGCAGUGCGAUCGUUGUUGUUUCACGUCGCUGACUUGAAUGCAGCUGUUGUCGGAUCAUUUCCCGCUGAAUCGUCAGCACGCCACAGUUUCCCUGGAUUUUUUUGACUUUCUUCCUCAUCUCCAAAUGGCUCCAGUUAAACUUGAAAACUUGGAGCAUCCCCACCACCCACAUGCCUCCACAUGUCAUUUCUGAAAGACUCUCACCAAGCCCGCCUGCCUGUUAGUCAACGCCUGACUCAAGUGUCCUGGGCGGAGCUUUUGAAACCCCAUGAAGACCCCUGUUCAGUCCCAUUGGCAAGUUAUAUUUACUUGGUGGCAUGUUGCACGAAUCCAACGGAUGUGCGCAUAGCUGAGAUGGUGGCGUAAGAUGUAUGGGUUUGUUUAUUUUUAAAACGCUCUCUCUCGACAUAUAUACAUAUGCAAGGUAGCAUGACAUGUGAAGGAUGAACCGCAAUAGAGUGGGGCAACACGCUUAAUGUCUGUUUGUGAUGUAUUGACGCUUGUAAUGCAACUACGUUAUGAUCAGAAUGUCUUCUUGGUUUCAGUGAAGAAAUAGUCUGGCAAUGGCACAAAGACAAUUUCAAGAAAGCGGGAAGGAUGGGCGCUCAGUUUUGGGAAUGCUCACAGUGCAAGUGGAGAGGGACCCAAAGACAGGAGCCACAGUUGUUAAGUCUGUAGCACCCACGUCCACACCGGACAGUCGUCCCCCGGCCUCCGCCGUCUUUGACGACGGCAGGAAAAGCAUCCAUGCAGUGGGCGGGUCAGGCUGCAAUCCCUCAACUGAAGAGCUCGGACAGAUUUUGAGUGCCGUCGAUGGCGUUGGGAUGCAAGUGAUGCUCGAUGAGGUCACGGUCACGCUAGAUGAAGCGGCUGAUGCGGGAGCCAGCGGAGGUCCAUUCAAACAAAUCCAGGCGCCUGUCAAUCAGUCUGCGGCCAAAGAGAACCGUAUGCGCUUAGAAAGCCCCGGAAGGCCCAACUCGGAAGAUAAAAUGACAAGAGAGGUCAGUCGUUUGAGUGUGCGAGGAGAGGAGGAUGCAAACGCCACGGUGGUUCGAGACACGGCGGGAAAAGAGGUCACCAUGGAGGAUCACGUUUUGGAGGAAAGCCCAAUCACACUUUUGUUCCUGGGCUACGCUGAUUCUACGACCGCCCAAGAAAACCCAGACAUGCUCGUUGCAGAAAGAGUGAUGAUCGCAGAUGACGGAGAAGAACCCCGUGUCGCAGAUCGAGAGGCGGGAGAAAAGAGUGAAAGUGAAAUGGAUCAGGGCAUUCCCCAGAAGGGAAAAGAUCAAACAUCUCAAGUCCGGGAAGAUCAUGCUAAUCAGGAACCAUCCUGCCCGCCGACUGUUGAAGAGCGAAAAGGCCCUUCCAAGCACAAGACCUGUCAUUGUUGCUCUGUCAUGUAAGACGUGAUCUCAUUUCAUCCCGCGUAUUUCCAUAUAUUUUCUUACCUACCAAGUGGAACGCAUCAUUGAGGCCCUAUUAACUCAAUUGACACGCAUUGGACUCUUCUGCCCAUCUGUUCCCUGCAUUUGACUCAGAGCGUUAUAAUGUUGCUAGCCUACAGUCAAUGUGUGCGAGUAGCUUCAUUAUGCACGCUUACAAAAAAACAAAAACAAGGGCACUUCCUCCCCCUAGAGGAGAAAGGCAGCCAAGUCACCAUGCGCCACACGGCUGCAAACUCCUCACUCAGCUCUGUCACCAAAGGAAAGAGGUGGAAGGAGGAGCGG
Messenger RNA from Hippocampus comes (tiger tail seahorse), 1859 nucleotides. Its product is annotated as paralemmin-2-like. The record is from RefSeq and is a predicted model, not a curated record. Gene Ontology annotation, biological process: regulation of cell shape. The transcript has 2 exons. Lineage: Eukaryota; Metazoa; Chordata; Actinopteri; Syngnathiformes; Syngnathidae. The coding region runs from base 693 to 1535 and encodes 280 amino acids. Gene Ontology annotation, cellular component: membrane.